UGGGCGGCCGCGUGGAGAUGGCGUGCGGAGCGGCUGAGCCCCACGGAGAGGUCGGGGACGACGAGCCGUCGUUGCUGCUCUGGUUCCACGAGUCGCGGCCAGCGACGCCGUUGUACAGCGUGGACGGGAGGCAGGCGGGUGGCCUGGCGGGCGCCCAGCACAGCAUGGCGGACGCGUGGGCGGCGCGCGCCUACUUCAGCAGCAUGUCGCGCACCCUACGCCUCGAGCAGCUAUCGCCGGAGGACCAGGGCCGGUACCGGUGCCGCGUGGACUUUCGCCGCGGACGCACCAGGACGUCGACUCUCACGCUCAUCGUCAGAGUGGCACCGCACAACGUGAGCAUCACGGACGAGCUCGGCGUGGACUUGCGGGGAACCGUGGGACCCUUCAACGACGGCGACCCGCUGGACCUCGUCUGCACUGCCCACGUGCGCCCGCUGGGAGUAGCCAUCGCUAGACCGGAAACGGUUCUCGUGGCCGAGCACCCGGCGCAAAUUCGCUGCGACUCGUGGGGCUCCCGUCCGGCCGCCAACCUGAGCUGGUGGAUGGGCAACCGCCGCAUGACGCGCAGUGCGGCCAGCGUGGACGAGUCGAGCGGCCGCACGUGCAGCGUGCUCGCCUUCACGCCCGCAGGUGACGACCACGGCCGGCGGCUCCGCUGUCGUGCCGCCAACGAACGCAUGUCCGGCAGCGCAAUCGAAGAUGCGCUCUUCCUAGAGGUUGAAUUUCCGCCCUCGGUGCGACUUAGGGCUGUUGGCGGUUCGGCCGUGGACGAAGGUAGCGACGCAAGGUUCGAGUGCAGCGUCAGGGCACACCCGGAGCUGCUGGAGCCACCCCGCUGGCUCUGGGAAGGCAGACCGCUUUCUACGGCGAGCUCCGGUUCGCGACACCUCGCCGAGAGCAACGGCUCCCUGCACGUGCUCACGCUUCUUGGCGUCCGCCGAUCACAGAGGGGGCGCUACUCCUGCCUGGCGAGAAACGCCAGAGGAAAGGCCCUCAGCGCGCCAGUCGUUCUCCACGUGCGCUACGCCCCGCGAUGUGCACCCAAUCAGCGGCACGAGUACCAGGCAGCCCUACACCAGACGGUGCUGGUGCGCUGUCGUGUGGAGGCCGAGCCCGCGGCGCCCACCCUCUUCGGGUGGACAUUCGCCGGUGGACCACACGAGCAGCCACUCACGUUGCUCGACCACACCCGCUCAGCAGGGGGACUCGAGAGCCACAUACGCUACGUACCCCGCAGCGAGUUGGACUACGGCACGCUUUCGUGCCUGGCUAGCAACACUGUUGGCCCGGCCGAGGCCCCCUGCUUCUUCUCGGUGCUAGCGCCGGCGCCGAGGUGCCGUGUCGUCCAGCCGGGGCCCCGGCUCGCCUGCGUCACGGCGUCACCGCUCGUCCAAGGUGCCUCCCUUCUCGUUCAGCUAAGGGACCCCCGAGGAAUGCUCCGGGCCUCUCUCAGAUCAGCGCAGCCCGUAAUUCUGCUCAAAGGCCCAGCCUUUAAUCAUCACCUGCUGGCCACUGCAUUCGUGGUGAGUGCUUCAGGACAGCGCAGCGCCGCUUCGACUCCGAUUCACUUGAUUCCAACGGGCCUUCAGGAGCACAGCGCAACGGCACACUCCAACGAAGCUGCCGUGAAAUUCUUUAGUUGUAGAUUGACUAUGCUCAUGGUGGUCUUUUGGUACCUCAAAUUUAAGACUACCAAGAUGCGGCAUUAGAGUGUCUGUGCAUCUCUGAUUGGUGCAAGCAGCACCACGUCCGGAGAAAAUAACCCAACCUUUUCAAUAAGCAGCAGGAAACCAGGCUGUUUGAUAAAACAUUAUAUGCACAAC
Molecule: messenger RNA, 1826 nt
Organism: Dermacentor silvarum
Lineage: Eukaryota; Metazoa; Arthropoda; Arachnida; Ixodida; Ixodidae
Product: nephrin-like
Exons: 7
Coding region: 18-1712 (564 amino acids)
Source: RefSeq, a predicted model, not a curated record